Molecule: messenger RNA, 875 nt
Organism: Papilio polytes (common Mormon)
Lineage: Eukaryota; Metazoa; Arthropoda; Insecta; Lepidoptera; Papilionidae
Product: trypsin-1-like
Exons: 4
Coding region: 63-860 (265 amino acids)
Biological process (GO): proteolysis
Molecular function (GO): serine-type endopeptidase activity
Source: RefSeq, a predicted model, not a curated record
AUAUUAUCACUUCAAAGUUAACCUGCUUCAAAAAACUAAAUUUUUAGUAAUCUACUGGAAACAUGAAGUGUACAUUGGUUUUAGUUUUGGUUCUAGUUUUAUCAAAUGAACUAGAAUCGUUACCAACUAAUUUGAUAGCAACGGAUACAUCAGCUCGCAUUGUGAAUGGUAUUGAAGUCGACAUAACAGAGGUGCCGUAUCAAGCAAUUUUACGAAGGAAAGUGAUAUCAGGUUGGGCUCACUUGUGUGGAGCUACUGUGAUCAGUACGAAGUCAUUGGUUACUGCAGCCCAUUGUACAGCAAGCUAUGAAUUAGAACCAUCAUCAUUGCGCGCAGUCGUAGGAACCUCAUAUCGCUUAUCUGGAGGUAAGACAUAUGAGUUGUCAAAGGUCAUCAUCCAUGAGUUAUAUUCCACGACGACGUUGGAAAAUGAUAUUUCGUUGGUGAUCACCACGAAGAGGAUGACGUAUAGUGCGAGUGUGCAAGCUGCUAGUAUACCAAACGCUAAUUUUAUUUUGCUAGUUGGUUCAACUGCGUUAGUUUCUGGAUAUGGAAAUAUUUCGUCUACAGGAGCGUCUUCUUCGGUGUUACUGGCAGCGCGAGUCAAAAUAGUCGAGCAAAAUACCUGCGCACGCGCAUACAUACGUAUCGCUGACAUUACGCAAGGAAUGUUAUGUGCAAGUGCUGAUAAUCCGCCUAGAGACGCCUGCCAGGGGGACUCGGGAGGUCCUCUGGUCGUCAACAACACCUUAGUCGGCGUGGUGUCCUGGGGCGAAGGCUGUGCGGAUAUGACUUACCCUGGAGUUUACACGAGGGUAUCUGAAUAUAAUUCAUGGAUUAACAAAUAUUUGGAAAAUUAAAGCUUUUAAAAUUAU